AUGGAACACGGUGACGAAGAACAACCUGGAGUGGUUCAAGAGCAAUUUCAUCCAGGAAAAACUGCGGUUUGGUGUGGAUUGCUCAUCAUUCAGUUGUAUAUACUACUGGUCUUUGUCAACUUUUGUGCCUGUCCAACGGUCUACAACUACAAUGGUGGGUACGUGCAACAAAAUCAGCAACAAUUUCAUAGAUAUAAGGAACUUAAUACAAUGUACGAAGCGAGAAACUUGGAGUUCGGCUUCCCCAGCGUAGCUGAGCGACAGGCAACGUUACGGGAUGGGCGCUACAACCCCGAUAGUGCGCUGCCGAUCGAUGUAGAUGUCUUUUAUACGCCGCCCAAUGGUUCGCCUAUCCUUUUUGUCACAAUACCGCGUUUCGGUAAAGGCAUACCCUAUUCGUUGGCAUAUUUGACAAAUGUGCAACGUCCUAAUGGCACCGAGCUGCAGCCGUAUCCCAGCUACGAUUGGCAUUGGUCCCACGGCAAGGACUGUAACGGACUCACCUCUGUUUGUCGUGUGCAUAUCGAUCCGUGCGGCCGUAUGUGGAUACUCGAUAGCGGUGAGAUAGACAACGAACAGUUCUGUCCACCACAAAUCGUCGUUAUUGACGUGGCUACAACUCACUUGUUGCAUCGCUAUCGUUUACCUUCGGAAAUGUAUAAAAGCACGGUUAGUCGUUUUGUUACGCCUUAUGUUGAUUGUACCGAUCCACCGCCACGCGGUGAAUGCAAACAAACCUUCGUUUAUAUGGCCGAUGCUACCGGUUUCGGUAUUGUUGUUUAUGAUGUGCAAAAUGCCCGAUCUUGGCGCAUAGAAAAUAAAUUCACCUAUCCCGAUCCAGACUUCAGCACACAUACUAUAGCUGGUGAAAGUUUUGAGCUUUUGGAGGGCGCAAUUGGUCUUGCUACAACGCCUUUGGGGUUGGGCUUAAGACGUUCGCUCUACUUUCACUCUUUCUCAAAUGAUGCGCAAGUGGCGAUACCAUUGGAUGUUAUAAACAACAGCACACUCUGGGACUUUGGCUUAGGUUCGGCUAUAGAGCAGUUCAGUGUGCUUGGCAAACGUGGCGUGCAAUGUGGAGCAUCAGCCAUGACCUCGAAUGGUGUGCUUUUGUGUGGUCACUACGAGCCAGUCGGGCUAUUCGGCUGGAACAUACGUAACCCUUACACGCUUCAAACGCGUUUUUUGCUGGCUGAAAAUCCCAUAAAACUGCAAUUUAUAAGCGGUCUAAAGGUAAUAAGAAAUCCUUGGGGAAAGGAAGAAGUUUGGAUGCUAUCAAAUCGUUUACAAAAAGCCUUCACCGGCAAAAUUAAUUACAAUGAGAUUAACUACCGAAUAAUGCGGUGCGGUUUGGAUGAGCUGCUGCAAGGAAGACCUUGCUGA
Bactrocera tryoni is the source of this 1383-nucleotide messenger RNA. RefSeq names its product protein yellow-like. Gene Ontology annotation, cellular component: extracellular region. The record is from RefSeq and is a predicted model, not a curated record. NCBI's taxonomy places the organism in Eukaryota, Metazoa, Arthropoda, Insecta, Diptera, Tephritidae. The transcript has 4 exons. Bases 1 to 1383 code for a protein of 460 amino acids.